CGCGCGGCCGCCAUCGCUCGCCGCGCACCUUCCGCGGAGGCCUGCCGGACGCUCUAUCCCGGGGAAGUUGGAGGGCCAUGGCGGAUUCGAAACUUCUGGCACCAGAGCUAAGCGACACAGAGUCGAUGGGUGACGACACGACUCGGUUUCAGGAGCUGCUGCUGCAGGCUUCCAAAGAGCUCCAGCAAGCCCAGACAGCCAGGACAGAAUCUACACAGAUCCAGCCCCAGCCUGGUUUCUGCAUAAAGACCAACUCGUCGGAAGGAAAGGUCUUCAUCAACAUCUGUCACUCUCCCUCUAUCCCUCCCCCGGUGGACAUGACUGAGGACGAACUGCUUCAGAUGUUGGAGGAGGACCAAGCUGGCUUCCGAAUCCCCAUGAGCCUGGGAGAGCCACAUGCUGAGCUGGAUGCAAAAGGCCAGGGCUGCACUGCCUAUGAUGUCGCCGUCAAUAGCAACUUCUACCUGAGAAUGCAGAACAGCGAUUUCUUGCGGGAACUGGUGGUCACCAUUGCCAGGGAGGGCCUUGAGGACAAGUAUGGCUUACAGCUGAAUCCAGAAUGGCGCAUGUUGAAGUACCGGCCUUUCCUGGGAUCCAUCUCGCAGCAGAACAUCCGUUCCCAGCAGCGCCCUCGGAUCCAGGAGCUGGGAACCCUGGAUGCUAAUGACCCGGUGCAAAGCCGGCAUGGCCUAGAACGGCCUCACCUGAACCUUUGGUUGGAAGCCCCUGACCUCCUCUUGGCUGAAAUUGACCUGCCUAAGCUGGAUGGAGCUCAAGGGCUGACACUGGAGAUAGGAGAGAGUCGCCUGCUGAUGGGAGGCCCCCAACAACUGUAUCGCCUUGAUGCCUCCAUUCCCCUGCGGAUCAAUGCUGAGGCAAGCAGGGCUGCUUUCCACCGCAGGAGAAAGCAACUGAUGGUGUCUAUGCCCCUCCUGUCAGUGUCUUCUUGACUGGAGUGCUCUGUAGUUCCAGAUGUGGAGAUGUUGGUGUCUUCUCUAAGAGUGAAAUAAAACAGGUCUCCAGUUCUUUCCAUACCAUA
This is a messenger RNA of Psammomys obesus (fat sand rat), 1039 nucleotides long. It is a transcript of the gene Pih1d1, whose product is annotated as PIH1 domain containing 1. Lineage: Eukaryota; Metazoa; Chordata; Mammalia; Rodentia; Muridae. Bases 78 to 950 code for a protein of 290 amino acids. The transcript is spliced from 10 exons. The record is from RefSeq and is a predicted model, not a curated record. Gene Ontology annotation, cellular component: cytoplasm; ribonucleoprotein complex; R2TP complex. Gene Ontology annotation, biological process: rRNA processing; box C/D snoRNP assembly.